UCUUCCCAACAUGGCAGCGCCCGUAGGAAGGUUGCUGUCAGGUGUGUUGUGCUGCAGGCCAUUCGUUUUUCGUUUGCCUCUGCUGGGCUGCCGGAGUGUUGUUUCUUCCCCUGUGGCUGGAGUGUCUCCAUGGCGGCUGCACGGCGCUGUGUGCCUGAAAAGGCCUGCUGUGGUGUCCCAGGCGAAAACUUCUUUGCAAAUGGAGGUGUCUGAGCUUCUGCAGCAGAUAGAAUUAGAGAAGAGUUUAUAUUCCGACCAUGAACUUCGUGUUAUGGAAGAUGAAGAACGUAUAAAGAAGAAACAGUCUGAUAUUUAUGAAUCAGAUGACGAAGAUGAAAAUAAAGAGAUUGUAUUGGCUCAAGAUCUUGAAGAUAUCUGGGAACAGAAAAGCCGUGAUUUCAAAAUGGCACCCCGAAUAACUGAAGCAGAUAAGAAGACUGACCAAUCCUCAUUAAACAGGAAACUAGAGAACAACCUUGUACUACUUGUUAAAGAAAAGAUUGGCAAUGAUGAGAUCUGGAUGUUUCCUCAAAUUGAGUGGCAAAGUGGAGAAACUAUGAGACAGACUGCAGAACGCGCUUUGUCUACCGUGUCAGACAAUCAAAUUCAAGCCCAUUUCUUAGGGAAUGCUCCAUGUGGAUUUUUCAAGUACAAAUUUCCCAAGGCUUUGCGAAAUGAGGACUCUUUGGGAGCCAAAGUAUUUUUCUUUAAAGCAUUACUUAAAGGUAAUGAACUUACACCAAAAAAUAUAAAAGGCGACUAUGUGUGGGUUAGUAAAGAAGAGUUGAAAGACUAUUUAAAACCUGCAUACCUAGCUGAAGUGAACAGAUUUGUAAUAGAAUUGUAAUAAAUGUAUUCCUGUACAUGUA
Bombina bombina (fire-bellied toad) is the source of this 869-nucleotide messenger RNA. It is a transcript of the gene MRPL46, whose product is annotated as mitochondrial ribosomal protein L46. NCBI's taxonomy places the organism in Eukaryota, Metazoa, Chordata, Amphibia, Anura, Bombinatoridae. Gene Ontology annotation, cellular component: mitochondrial large ribosomal subunit. Bases 11 to 847 code for a protein of 278 amino acids. Gene Ontology annotation, molecular function: structural constituent of ribosome. The transcript has 4 exons. The record is from RefSeq and is a predicted model, not a curated record.